Orbicella faveolata is the source of this 2750-nucleotide messenger RNA. RefSeq names its product coiled-coil domain-containing protein 125-like. Gene Ontology annotation, cellular component: cytoplasm. The record is from RefSeq and is a predicted model, not a curated record. Gene Ontology annotation, biological process: negative regulation of Rho protein signal transduction; negative regulation of cell motility. Lineage: Eukaryota; Metazoa; Cnidaria; Anthozoa; Scleractinia; Merulinidae.
GUCCAUAACACGCAAAAAAAGAACUUGGCCAAUAUCCAGCCAUCUUGACCUCACGACCCGCUGUAGUCACCAAUCCUCUCUGGCAAUCUCCUCUCUCUUUGGAUGCUCAGCCAAAGGUUUGGUUACAAAGCCGCACGAAAACACACUAGAGAAUAAAGUGACAACACAGAAUACAUAAUUCGCGAAUAUUUGACGAAAAGUUUUUCGAUUUCUGUUGGUGCUCAUGUCCUUGUUGGUUCAGUAUGGAAAGAAAUUUCAUGGCAGCCGCGGAUCGUUCUCGUCCGACGAUUCAUCUGUUGAUUUGGGUUUAGGAUUCGGGUUAAAGCCAGGCGGUCUUCCGAAGUCAGAGGACGAUUCAAUCAGCGCCGGCUUAGAGAUAUUUAGCUUACUUCAGAAUCCAACAGCACCGACAGAGCCAGAAGAGACCCUUGAAAAGGUUGAACAGCGAUGCAAGCCUUUAACGUGGAAGAAUAGUUUACAAGAGAGCGUUGAACAUUUAAAAGAAAUUAAGGGUGGGCUAGCCAGAUUCUCGAAGUGGGGUUUACCCAAAAGGAGUUUCUCGCUUAAGCUGAAGAAAAGGGCAAACAGUGAAAUUACGUUAAAGAAUGACGAUGUUAAAGUUACUAAAGAAAAAGCACGGGGAUUGCGAAGGAUAAACUCUGUCAGAGUGGAUAGAAGAUCAUUGGUUGAAGAUGAUGAGUAUCGUGCACUUCAAUGCAAGCUUUUCAAAGCCAGACAGGAAAUUGAAAAUUUAACUUUGGAUUUGGAAGCUUGUCAGCAACAACUUCAAAGCAAAUAUGGUGCUGUGAAAAUCAUCCAAAGUUUGUCUCGUUUGGAGCAAGCACGACAAAAGCAACAUUCUAGAAAGGCAUUGGAAGCAAGCAAGAAACUUGAGCAGGAGGUGAAUUUCCUCCAGUGGGAACUUGAGCUGAAGCAAAGUUACCUGCUGGACAGUGAACAAACCUGGGCUGAGAGGUUUGACAGAGUGGCCACAGAAAAUGCUGCUCUUAUGGUUGCACUUCAAUCAAGAUCUGAGGAACUGAGAAAGGUUGCCACGGAGAAAAUGACACUCAUGCGUGAUCGUGAUGAGUUAGCAGCUGCACUGGAAGUUCGAGACAGGAUCAAAUAUGACCUGAGCACUCCUGAGAGGGAAGAAAUCUUGUCAACUGGAGAUCUCAUUAUUGAGUUAGCAACCCUUGGUGCCUGUCAGUGCAGGGGCAAAAACCAGGAACCAUGUGCAUGUGCAAGGGCUGCAGUGGAUGCUAAAAGGGACAUUGCAAAACUCAAGCAUGAGCUUGAAGUUGCUCAUCGACGUGAAGAAGAAGCUCUUCUCACUGCUGAUGCAUAUCGUGUUGCGUUUGAACAACAACUGGACAAGAAUUCCACACUUAUUUAUGAACUGUUAGAAAAAUCAAGUUGGAGAAAGAAGUUGGGAUUUGGCGAAAGCGCUAAAAAGAUAGGAAAACAGGAAAAUGGUAUGAAAAGCGAGCGAGAAAACCUGGUUCAUCAGAUAACGACACAUAAGGAUGAAAUUGUAGAAAAGCUUUUGGGCAUGCUCAACGACAACAGUGAGGCACUUGCGCACCAGAGACUAGCCACAAAGAUGUUAGCAGCAAAAAUGAAAGAGAUGGAGAAACGUGGCAAUGCUGGAGACUCACAAACUGUAUAGCAAUGCCAUAGGCGUUAAAGUAAUUCACACUCAGUUAAAAAUUUACAAUAAUCUUUCCAUAUAUGAAGUCGUAAUUUAUUUAUUGAUCACGAGGCUCUUUCUUCAUUUUUAAUCGAUCCCAGUUGUAAACAAAUAAUCCCCAAAAUUAUUCGCAGUACCUUGCACUGGAGACUUAAAGUAAUGACUACUUAAUUACUUUAUUGCAAAAAGGAAAAUUAUUUUUAUCGCAAAAAGAGGUGAAAUUAAAAAAAGAGACUUCAUUCACUUUAAGUAUGUUUAAACUUAGCUUAAUGUGUAAAUUAUAUCCAGAGAUAUUCAAUGUAAAAAUGGGUUGAAAAUAGGCCAACAAAAUUAGUAUUUUGAAGAGGUAUUUUUUUGGUAGUAAGUAUUUAUUUUUCAUGUUGUGAGUAUUUGAAAAACUGAACUAAGUCAAGGUGUAUUCAUGAUUCACCUUACUUUGUUACAGUUUGCCCUAGGGUUCCAGAGAGAGAUUUUAUUUUUCUGUAGACUAUGACAAGUUUAAAUGUUGAAAAGUUUCAAUUCUUUUUCUACAAAAAAUGCGAUGUUAUUUAUUUCCUAUAUUUGCAGAUUUAAAGAUUUUAUUUUUCGACUGGUGUAUUUAGUUUAUUGAAUAAUACCAAGAGAAGACGAACGGUAAGAAUGUUAAUCCGCCUUAAGGGUUUUUUUCUAAAGGUAAUCCCUCUCUUGAGCUAUUUUUAGACAUGGUACCCAGUUCUCUCUCCUACGUGGAUGUUUUCAUGGAGGACGAGAAUGCUUGUGAAGUAGUUUGGGCUGUCCACUUGAACAAAAUUCUUGUCACAGGAUUUGCAAUUUCACGACCUACCCGGAAUUUCCAAAGCUGGGAGUGGUUUAAAAUAGCUUUAGAGGAACAAGGCCUAUAUGAGGUUUUAACUUCCUUAUCCUUCAUAUUCCCUUGAUAAUACAGGUAACAAAAAUAAACAUCCAACCAUGUAUUUAAUUUUUUAGUAAUUAACCAUCUAAUUUAUUUAUGUCAUGUCGGAGUGUGUGGUGAGAAGAAUUGUGUAUUUACAAUGUUACAAUAAAACGUAAUUUAAGGUUA